UGUUUUGGGAUUUGGCCUCUGUUUGAGUAAAGGCUCAGUGUUCGCGUGUGGGAGGUUGUGUUCAAGCCAGUCGGUGUUGUAUGUUUUCUGCGUGGAUUUCUAACACCCUGAAGUUUUUUGAGGAUUUUUUUUUCCUCAGUGUCAGGUCGACCUGUGACCGGAUGUUUAAUCCCCCAGAAGGACUUCAGAGCAGAGAUCUCAACCUGACUUCCAUCCACUGUUAUAAAACUGUCUUUAUCGUCCACAGACCACAAACAAUGAAACUGUUGCUGCCCGUCAUUCUCCUGACAGUCGGACUGGCCACUGGCUACCGCAGUCCACUGAAUGACUUCCAGCGCGCAGAGGGCAGAGAGCUGGUUCCCACCUGGAACUCAGGUCGAGUGUUGACGUUACCAGGCCUGAACCUGGAGGAUUGUGCCACACGCUGCUCACAGUCUCUUGACUGCAGAGCGUUCAACUACGAGACCCGUCCGACUGUCUCCUGUAAACAUCUGCCCUGGGUGGGUGACGGGAGCAACGCCGAGGUGAAGAGGAACGUCAACUGUGACCUUUAUGAGAAGAAGGUCUAUGUCAGAAAGUGCAUCGUGGGUAAAGGAGAAGACUACCGAGGGAAAGUCUUCACCACAAGAAGCGGGCUCAACUGCCAACAGUGGUGGUCCAAGUUUCCUCACGAUCACAGGUGGACUCCCACAGCUACCAACGGUCUGGAGUUGAACUACUGCAGGAAUCCAGAUGGGGAUCGAAUCGGUCCGUGGUGCUACACCACCGACCCUGAGCGCCGUUAUGAAAGCUGCAACAUCCCCCAGUGCAAAGAUGAGGUAUGUAUCACAUGUAAUGGGGAGGACUACAGAGGGCAGGUUGACCACACUGUGAGUGGAAAAGAGUGUCAGAGAUGGGACCAGCAGUACCCUCACCAACACAUCUACCAGCCUGAGAAGUAUCCUGAUAAGAGUUUAGAUGACAACUACUGCCGUAACCCCGACGCCUCUCCGGUGCCCUGGUGUUACACCACAGACACUGAGGUGGAGAGGGAGAACUGUGAGAUCAGCAAGUGCACUGAGGUGCGGGUCGAGAAGCGCCAGCGCUCCAGCCAACAACAGACCAACUGUUUCCGCGGCCGCGGUGAGGAUUACCGCGGUAAAGUCAACGAGACAACAUCAGGUAUCCCUUGUCAGCGGUGGGAUGCCCAACACCCUCAUGAGCAUCCCUUCUACCCAAACACAUACGAAUGCAAGGGUUUGGAGGAGAACUACUGUCGUAACCCAGAUGGGUCAGAGGCUCCCUGGUGCUUCACAUCGGUGCCAGAGAUGAGGACUGCUCUUUGCUUACAGAUCAAACGCUGUGCGGACGACAUAGAGGCUGAAGAUUGCUACCAAGAAAAUGGAAAAAACUACAGAGGCAUGGUCCGCAAAACUCGUAAGGGAAUCACCUGCCAGAAAUGGAACGUCAACACACCUCACCAGACCAAGAGAAACCCAAGGACGCAUCCUGAGGCCAAUCUGACAGAGAACUACUGUCGUAACCCAGAUGAGGACCAGCACGGACCCUGGUGCUACACCACCGACCCCAAAACUGAGUUUGACUACUGUGCCAUCAAACAGUGUGCUGGAGAGAAAGUGUCAAUGACUGAACCAGUAGAGAAAGUGGAGUUCAGUGAGUGCGGGAAGAGAGAGGACCGCAUCCAGAGGACGAUGUUGCGUAUUGUGAAUGGGGUUCCUGGGAACUCGCCGUGGACAGUGAGCCUCAGAGACCGGAGAGGCAACCAUUUCUGUGGAGGAUCCCUGGUUAACCCCAGAUGGGUGAUCAGCACCAAGCAAUGUUUCUCCUCCUGCUACGUUGACCUGCCUGGGUACUCAGCCAAGAUGGGAACACUGUAUCGUGAUCCACAAGAAGAUGAUCCUGGCGUGCAAACCAUCCCUCUGACCAAGAUCGUCUGCGGACCCUCAGAGUCUCAGCUGGUCAUGCUACAACUGGAAUACCCGGCCCAGUUUAAUGAGCGUAUCUCUCAAAUCUGCCUCCCUCCUGAGCGCUACAUUGUAGCUGAGGGGACGAGUUGUGAGAUCGCAGGAUGGGGUGAGACGAGAGGGACUGGAGAUGAGACUGUCCUCAACGUGGCCCAAAUACCAGUUCUUAGUAACAAGGAAUGCAACAAAUACUUCAGAGGUCGUGUUCGUGAAAAUGAGAUGUGCACGAGCUCUUUCCAGGGCGGGGUGGGCGCCUGUGAGAGAGACUACGGCGGCCCUCUGGCGUGUCAGAACAGGGAUUGCUGGGUACUCGAGGGUGUGAUUAUCCCCAUGAGGCGCUGCGGACACCCGGGGCAGCCCAACAUCUUCAUCCGUGUCUCCGUCUACGUGGACUGGAUCAAGAAGGUCAUGGAGAUGGCUUAGAGACAGAGACUGCCGUCCAACAGGGACUGAUCAAAUCCACUGUCAAAGACCUCAAGACCAUUUAUUCACUUAUCAUAUACAUUUCUUUCUUCUCCUAUAUCUUUUACAUUAAAACAUUUUAAAUAAUACGUUAAAAUGCAUAGUCAGAAGUUACUACAUUACUAUAUCAUGAAGAAGAGUCAUUCAGACUCAUACAUGGAGAAAAUGCAAAGACAGCACAGUCAUUUGUUACAGUAUAUCUGAAAUUAAUUUCUAGGUGCAUUUAUAUUUAGUGAAUCUUUUCAGCCAGAGUAACUAACUUUAGGUGCACCAGUGGGGGCAUUUAAACAAUAAGCAGAAAACAUUUACAUUCCCAAAACAUAAUCAUGUAUGCUGAGAUGCAAAACAAUGCAGAAAAGAUUUAUCAUAAAAAUAUAGUAAGUAUUAUUAAAAGUAAGUACAAUUCUACACAUUUUUGGACAACACUUUCCCCCCCCAGAUUCCCCCUCUUUAUCCAUUCAUAAGAAAUAGCCUAUAUAAACAUUUAAAAUAUAAUGUAGUGGUAAGAAGAUAUAAAGACAUUUGUAAGUGGUAAA
Perca flavescens (yellow perch) is the source of this 2962-nucleotide messenger RNA. RefSeq names its product macrophage stimulating 1 (gene mst1). The coding region runs from base 81 to 2387 and encodes 768 amino acids. Gene Ontology annotation, biological process: proteolysis; regulation of receptor signaling pathway via JAK-STAT. Gene Ontology annotation, molecular function: receptor tyrosine kinase binding; serine-type endopeptidase activity. NCBI's taxonomy places the organism in Eukaryota, Metazoa, Chordata, Actinopteri, Perciformes, Percidae. The transcript has 18 exons. The record is from RefSeq and is a predicted model, not a curated record.